CUCCCUUCCUUCCUCCAGUUCCAAUUCAUUCCCCAGCAGAAUCAAUGACCAAUCAAGACGACACGCCCCCGAUGCAGGAAGAACGGGCAGCCGGAUCACCGCCGCCAGUUGUUCCCACGGCUCCACCGAUUAAUGAUGUGGAGAACCAGACCCCGUCCCACGCCAGGACUACUGGGACGGGGAUUGGGGUCGGGGGGAUCCUGCGGCGGUGGAAGAGGGAGGACUUGUUGAGGAGAGGCUCUCUGGCUCUGAGGGGACUUGCUUUGGUUUUUUCAUUGCUGGCCUUCAUCAUCAUGGCCAGCAACAAGCACGGCCACGGGAACAAUUUCGACGAAUAUGAAGAAUACAGGUAUGUGUUGGCUAUAGCUAUUCUGGCGACGUUGUACACAGUGCUGCAAUCAUUCAGACAUGCACGCGAGCUUUCCACCGGCAGAGAAAUGUCUCAGCGACGGACGUCGGCGUUGGCUGACUUCAUCGGCGAUCAGAUUAUGGCCUAUUUACUGAUAUCGUCAUCAUCUUCGGCAAUUCCGUUAACGAAUAGAAUGAGAGAAUAUCAAAACAACCUAUUCACAGACGCCGCAGCAUCCGCCAUUAGCAUGGCCUUUCUUGCUUUCGUUGCUCUUGCACUAUCGGCUCUAAUUUCCGGUUACAAAUUAUCAACUCAAUCUUACAUCUGAUAGUUUAUUACGAGCUUUAUUUCAUAUUUGUAACAAAAUGUGUUGUAAUUAGGUGUACAUUAAUUCCUCUGCUUAUUGGAGUUCAGUGUUCAUAUUUGGUUUUGAGGUGAUUACCUCAUUCAUUUUAGAUUAGGGAUUAUAAUGCGAAUAAUAUGAUGAGAUAUGUAUCUUGUUUUACACGAGUAUAAAGACAUAUACUUAUUGUUGA
Pyrus x bretschneideri (Chinese white pear) is the source of this 885-nucleotide messenger RNA. RefSeq names its product CASP-like protein 4B1. The transcript has 3 exons. NCBI's taxonomy places the organism in Eukaryota, Viridiplantae, Streptophyta, Magnoliopsida, Rosales, Rosaceae. The record is from RefSeq and is a predicted model, not a curated record. Bases 45 to 677 code for a protein of 210 amino acids.